Messenger RNA from Drosophila subpulchrella, 4839 nucleotides. Its product is annotated as DM7 family protein GG17593-like. The coding region runs from base 165 to 4610 and encodes 1481 amino acids. The record is from RefSeq and is a predicted model, not a curated record. The transcript is spliced from 2 exons. Lineage: Eukaryota; Metazoa; Arthropoda; Insecta; Diptera; Drosophilidae.
UCAGUCUUGCGGGAAACUUUCACGUGAAAAGUUUUACUUUCUUACUGCCGAAUCGACUUCUAAAUUAUUUUUUUUAACUAAAAUUUUUACGGUGAAGCCGGUUUUAUAUAAUUUUUAUCGAGUGUUGCUACCGCUUUUUUAGUUUUUGCUCGAGAUAUAUCAAAAUGAAAAGACGCGGAAAUAACAAAGGAAAGUCGGGAGUCGGGGUGCUGGAACUGCACCAAGUGAAGCGCUUGGACAUGUCGGACCAGGUGGCCAUCGUGAAGAGACCGAAGUACCUGCCCAAUCUGCACAACCUGGUCAUGCCGCAGAUAUGCUACGAGCACUCCAACCGCGUGGUGGCGGCCCGUCUCUCCAUCGAGGUCCAUAAGCACGACCAAGAUGCGGCCGAUUUCUUCGAGGGCGCCGAGGCGCCCUGCUUGAAUGUGCCGCGCACCCUGUUCCCGAAUCGCGCUCCCGUGGACAAGAUCAUCUUUAUGCCCAGACUGCUGCUGCCAGUGGGCUUCGAUGCCGGUGGGGUUUUUGCACCAGGUGCCAUCCCACGGCGAUUCUAUCCCAUGGGUCUGAUGCCACCCAGUCACAAGGGUCCAACGCCGCCCCUGUUCGUGGGUCUGCGCACCAAGGACUUCCAGAUGCCGGUUGAGGUGCAGAAACUGCUGGAAAAGGUGCCCCCAGCGAUUACCACGGUGCUGCCCACCACCACGCCGCCGAAGAUGGAGACCAAGAUCGACAUCGGUUAUACCCCGAAUUACAGGCCACCGCCGCUGUCCAACGCCACCGGCAAGGAUCGUGCCGCCGAGGGGCCCAGCCUGGAGAUGCGAAUGAUUCGCCAUGAUGUCACCUUGUCGAUGGUCUACACCACACCGACUGCACCGAAGCCACCCACAUCCCAUCCAUUCCGUCAUCUCCCGGUGCAGUACAACAUCUAUACACCGGAUCUGUCCAAUGUCCUGGUGGUCAUGUCGCGCGUAUCCAAGCUAACCGUGGCCAUUCUCUCCACAAUUGUGCAUCCACAUGCGCCGGCCGUGGCCAUGGCCACCAUGGGCGACGAGAAAUGCCCGAAUUUUGAGCUGCCCUCGGAGGUGUUCCCCACCUGUGAUGGCCUCAAGCGUCCCAUCUUUCUGCCCGAGCGUUUCCAGCCCAAGGGAUUCAAGGCCGGCUGCAUCUUUAAGCCGGGCAGUCUGCCGGAGUCGUUCUUUAGGGAGAAUUUUUGGAAGGCCGGAACACCACAGCCACAACAUAGCAAUGGCAUAACACCACCACUGUUUGUGGGCAAGUUCACGACCGCAAGGGCGGCCAGUGCCUUCUUGAAGACGAUCCAAGAGGAGGGCAAACAGAGAAUGGCCGACGCAUCCGGAUCCUCAGCAGAGGCAUCUGGAUCUGGGUCUGUCCAGACCGUGGAAUUCAACACAACCAAGGUACGCUGCACGACCAAGGGGUUUUUGGUGCUGGAGACCGAGAAUCCGGCCACUCCACCGGGUGCACAUAGCCUGAAGAAUUACCUGCAUGCCUACAAUGCAGGAUGCUUUGUGAUGGUCGUACGCGAUGAGGAACGCGAGGAACUCGAGGAGCCUGAGGAACCCAUGGUGCCCCCGGCUUUCUCGAGAAUCGGACUGCGAUGUUGUGCCGUGUGUGUGGAUCCAGCUGGUAGCCCAGGUAGUACGGAUAGGGAAGAGUUCUUUCCGGAGGAGAACGAAAAGAAAGCAGAGGAAAAGAAGCCCAACGAAGCUGGAUCUAUCAAUAACCAGUCGGACACCCCAGAUCCGGAUAAUUUGCCAGAAAUACAACUAGAUGAUACAUACAUUGUUACCGAUCCAGAAGAAUGCUUCGAGGAAAACGGAAAGGAACCAAAGCCUACCGGACCCACAGCUGAAUAUAUUAUAAACCGUCCGGGAACCCCAUUUCCCCAUGCUUUGCCGGAAAUACUACUAGGUGAUAAAACAUACGCUAAUACAGAUUUAAAAGAAUCCCUUGAGGGGGAAAAUGGAAAGGAACCAGAGGAAACGAAGACUAUCGAGUCCACUAUUAUAAGCCGACCGGGAAUCCCACAUCCCCGUGGAAUACUACUAGAUGAUAAAACAAACGUUAGUACACAUCCAGAAGAAUCCCUUGAGGGGGAAAACGGAAAGGAACCAAAGGAAACAAAGCCUACCGAAUUCACUGCUUGGUCUAUUCCAAGCCGCUCGAAAGCCCCAAAUCCUUAUGAAUUUCCAAAACCAAAACCAAUUAUGGACCGGCCGGGAGCCCCAUAUCAAAAUGAACCUAUUAUGGACCGGCCGGGAACCCCAUAUCAAAAUGUUUUCCCAGAAAUACUACUAGAUGCUAAAACAUACGCUGUUGGAGAUCCAAAAGAAUCCUUUGAGGGGGAAAACGGAAAGGAACCAAAGGAAACAAAGCCUACCGAAUCCACUGCUUGGUCUAUUCCAAGCCGCUCCAAAGCCCCAAAUCCUUAUGAAUUUCCAAAACCAAAACCAAUUAUGGACCGGCCGGGAGCCCCAUAUCAAAAUGAACCUAUUAUGGACCGGCCGGGAACCCCAUAUCAAAAUGUUUUCCCAGAAAUACUACUAGAUGCUAAAACAUACGCUGUUGAAGAUCCAAAAGAAUCCUUUGAGGGGGAAAACGGAAAGGAACCAAAGGAUACAAAGCCUACCGAAUCCACUGCUUGGUCUAUUCCAAGCCGCUCCAAAGCCCCAAAUCCUUAUGAAUUUCCAAAACCAAAACCAAUUAUGGACCGGCCGGGAGCCCCAUAUCAAAAUGAACCUAUUAUGGACCGGCCGGGAACCCCAUAUCAAAAUGUUUUCCCAGAAAUACUACUAGAUGCUAAAACAUACGCUGUUGGAGAUCCAAAAGAAUCCUUUGAGGGGGAAAACGGAAAGGAACCAAAGGAAACAAAGCCUACCGAAUCCACAGCUGGAUCUAUUACAAGCCGCUCGAAAGCCCCAAAUCCUUAUGAUUUCCCAAAACCAAAACCUAUUAUGAACCUGCCGGGAACCCCAUAUCAAAAUGAACCUAUUAUGGACCGGCCGGGAACCCCAUAUCAAAAUGUUUUGCCAGAAAUACUACUAGAUGCUAAAACAUACGCUGUUGAAGAUCCAAAAGAAUCCUUUGAGGGGGAAAACGGAAAGGAACCAAAGGAAACAAAGCCUACCGAAUCCACAGCUGGAUCUAUUACAAGCCGCUCGAAAGCCCCAAAUCCUUAUGAAUUUCCAAAACCAAAACCAAUUAUGGACCGGCCGGGAGCCCCAUAUCAAAAUGAACCUAUUAUGGACCGGCCGGGAACCCCAUAUCAAAAUGUUUUCCCAGAAAUACUACUAGAUGCUAAAACAUACGCUGUUGGAGAUCCAAAAGAAUACUUUGAGGGGGAAAACGGAAAGGAUCCAAAGGAAACAAAGCCUACCGAAUCCACAGCUGGAUCUAUUACAAGCCGCUCGAAAGCCCCAAAUCCUUAUGAUUUCCCAAAACCAAAACCUAUUAUGAACCUGCCGGGAACCCCAUAUCAAAAUGAACCUAUUAUGGACCGGCCGGGAACCCCAUAUCAAAAUGUUUUGCCAGAAAUACUACUAGAUGCUAAAACAUACGCUGUUGGAGAUCCAAAAGAAUCCUUUGAGGGGGAAAACGGAAAGGAACCAAAGGAUACAAAGCCUACCGAAUCCACUGCUUGGUCUAUUCCAAGCCGCUCCAAAGCCCCAAAUCCUUAUGAAUUUCCAAAACCAAAACCAAUUAUGGACCGGCCGGGAGCCCCAUAUCAAAAUGAACCUAUUAUGGACCGGCCGGGAACCCCAUAUCAAAAUGUUUUGCCAGAAAUACUACUAGAUGCUAAAACAUACGCUGUUGGAGAUCCAAAAGAAUCCUUUGAGGGGGAAAACGGAAAGGAACCAAAGGAAACAAAGCCUACCGAAUCCACUACUUGGUCUAUUCCAAGCCGCUCCAAAGCCCCAAAUCCUUAUGAAUUUCCAAAACCAAAACCUAUUAUGGACCGGCCGGGAACCCCAUAUCAAAAUGAACCUAUUAUGGACCGGCCGGGAACCCCAUAUCAAAAUGUUUUGCCAGAAAUACUACUAGAUGCUAAAACAUACGCUGUUGAAGAUCCAAAAGAAUCCUUUGAGGGGGAAAACGGAAAGGAACCAAAGGAUACAAAGCCUACCGAAUCCACUGCUCCGUCUAUUCCAAGCCGCUCGAAAGCCCCAAAUCCUUAUGAAUUUCCAAAACCAAAACCUAUUAUGGACCGGCCGGGAACCCCAUAUCAAAAUGUUUUGCCAGAAAUACUACUAGAUGCUAAAACAUACGCUGUUGGAGAUCCAAAAGAAUCCUUUGAGGGGGAAAACGGAAAGGAUCCAAAGGAAACAAAGCCUACCGAAUCCACUGCUGGAUCUAUUAUAAGCCGCUCGAAAGCCCCACAUCCCUAUGAUUUUCCAGAUCCAGAACCCUUUGAGGGGCGUAACCGAAAAGAAAACUGGAAACGCACAAAACCCACUGAUCUAAACGAUACAAUAUUCUUGUCUGACACCGAAUCCACUGAUUAUGACGCAGAGCUCCAGAUGAUUGCCACAGAUAUAGAAACAGAAUCUGAAUCCGAGGAGCGCGACGAGAUUCGCGACCACACCGACUAGCUCUUCCUGGAGCACGCCCAGCGGAUGGAGGACGACUGCCGCAGGGCCCUGCGCAAGUCCACGCGCUGCCGAGAUUGCGGCAAGAUCCACUAAGAUGUAUUCGAAAUGUCAAUGGCGAUUAUAUAAUCAAUCACGUUCUGUUUAAAUGGUUUUUCAAUUUUAUUCAGGGUUUUCGGUUUGUCACUCAGAAUGCACGUUUACAAUAUAUCAUUUUUUUUUUCGGUCUACU